Messenger RNA from Ilyonectria robusta, 897 nucleotides. Its product is annotated as methyltransferase. The coding region runs from base 1 to 897 and encodes 298 amino acids. The transcript has 2 exons. The record is from RefSeq and is a predicted model, not a curated record. Gene Ontology annotation, molecular function: oxidoreductase activity. Lineage: Eukaryota; Fungi; Ascomycota; Sordariomycetes; Hypocreales; Nectriaceae.
AUGACGACGGGUGUUUUCCAAUACCUUGAUCCUACGAGCCUCAACAAGGUCGGAUCCGCAGCUUGGACCAAAGUCGACACUGACGUGAGCUCCUACAGCCGCAGCGAGCGUCGCCGCUCGGUUGCCGACAUCCGCACAUCCAGCCUCGACUUUGGCACUGACAUUUCCGGCUUCGCUGUCUACAACUCCCCGGCCAACGAGAAGAGCUUCACCGAUGAUGCAGCUGUGCGGACCGGGUAUUACACCGAGGUCGAGGAAUUGCUUCGGGCCAAGCUCCCUGGAAUAAAAAAGGUCGUCAUCUUCGACCACACCAUCCGUCGGCGUGAGGCGUCGUCGCCGCGCCAGCCGGUGCAGCAAGUCCAUGUCGAUCAAACACCUCGCGCCGCUGAAGUUCGCGUGAGGCGUCAUGUUCCUGCAAAUGAGGCUGAGGAACUGCUCAAGGGCCGCUAUCAAAUCAUCAACGUGUGGAGGCCCAUCUCGCACCCUGCAACAGACUUCCCGCUGGCUGUGAUUGACUGGCGGUCGACGGUGCCAAAGGACCUGGUCAAAGUGGACUUGCUGUACCCCAAGCGGGAGGAUGGAGCAGAUGAUGAUGACCGGGGAAAGGAGGUGCGCCCUGAUCCUCAGUCUGCGCAGUCGGCGGAAGGAUACGAGGUGAAAGGUGAACUCUGGGCGAUUGCACCAAAUGAAAACCAUAAAUUCUACUAUGCCAAGGACAUGACUCCUGAUGAAGCCAUGUUCAUCAAGUGCUACGACUCAAGGGGCCAGGGGCAACCAGGUGGCAAGGAAGGGCUUGCCGUGUUGACACCACAUACCGCGUUUAUUGACCCUGCAACACCGGCAGACGCAAAAGGUCGCCAGAGUAUCGAAGUGAGAUGCUUGGUAUUUUACGAAUGA